Messenger RNA from Colossoma macropomum (tambaqui), 4529 nucleotides. RefSeq names its product protocadherin alpha-C2-like. The record is from RefSeq and is a predicted model, not a curated record. The transcript has 2 exons. Gene Ontology annotation, molecular function: calcium ion binding. The coding region runs from base 70 to 2535 and encodes 821 amino acids. NCBI's taxonomy places the organism in Eukaryota, Metazoa, Chordata, Actinopteri, Characiformes, Serrasalmidae. Gene Ontology annotation, cellular component: plasma membrane. Gene Ontology annotation, biological process: homophilic cell-cell adhesion.
UUGCUUUCCUCUUGGGAAUAAAUCUGAACUGACGGAAAAGGUACAAUAGUCGUUCGAGAUUUUUUUCAUAUGACAUUCGUCUAUUUACACGCAAGGACUAUGGAGAGGUAUUUAGCGACACAAUUUCAGAGAAGGUACGUUUCCAUCUUUCUUCUGACUGCGUUGAUUAACACAGCGUCUGCCGUUACGCACUAUUCCAUUCCUGAAGAAAUGGAAGAAGGUUCGGUUGUUGCUAACCUGGCCACAGAUUUGGGUUUAGAUGUGAGGAGCUUGAAUAAAAGGAGUAUGAGAUUAGAUGUCAUCGCAAACAGGAAGUAUCUCGACGUAAAUAAAGAUACUGGGGAACUAUUCAUAGCAGAAAAGAUAGAUAGGGAGCUACUAUGUAAUAUAAAAACCUCUUCGUGCUUUCUUAAAAUGGAUGUGACCAUUGAAAACCCGAAACGUAUAUUUAACAUAGAACUUGAAAUUGUAGACAUCAAUGAUAAUGCCCCUCACUUCAGGCGAGACACUAUACACCUAGAUAUAUCUGAGUCCACCCCUGUUGGUGAAAGAUUUUCAUUGAAUAAUGCAGUGGAUCCUGAUUUUGGCUCGAAUUCUAUAAAGACAUACUACUUAAGUGAAAGUGAGCACUUUGCUAUUGAAAUUCAGACAGGAAGAGAUGGGUCAAAAUUUACAGAUCUGAUACUUAAAAAAGCUCUAGACCGUGAAGAACAGGCAGUCCACCACUUGAUACUCACUGCUGUAGAUGGUGGAGUACCUACUCGUUCUGGUACAGCCAGCAUUAUUGUGCGCGUGCUGGAUACCAAUGACAACGCCCCUCAGUUUGACAAAGACAGCUAUACCAUAAAUCUAACAGAAAACUCACCAAUUGGAUACCUUGUAGUCAAACUAAACGCAACAGAUAGAGACGAGGGAUCAAAUUCGGAGAUUGAGUACUCUUUCAGUCUUUAUACGUCGGAGAAAACACAAAGUACUUUCAGUUUGAAUUCAGAAAAUGGUGAGAUCAGAGUUAAAGAAAUGGUAAACUAUGAAGAUUUCAAAAUCUAUAACAUGGAAAUAAUAGCAACAGAUAAAGGAGCGAAUAGUCUUUCGGGUCAGUGCAAAAUAACGAUUUUAAUCACAGAUAUGAACGACAAUCAUCCGGAAAUUUCCAUAAAGUCGUUUACUAGUCCAGUUAAAGAAGACAUAGCUGUAGGAACAGUGAUAGCAGUAGUUAGUGUGAGUGAUAAAGACUCAGGAGAAAACGGUCAAAUAGAUAUUCAUAUUUCUGAUGAAUUGCCUUUUACGCUUAAAGAAUCAUCUGAUAAUUAUUAUGAGCUCGCGGUAUCAGAACCAUUAGACCGUGAAAAGGUUCCAGAGUAUGACAUCACAUUCACCGUCACAGACAGAGGAAACCCUCCGUUAUCUGAUAAUGAAACUAUGACUUUAGAGCUGCUGGACGUUAACGACAACGUUCCUCAGUUUCCACAGUCAUUCUACACCAUACAGGUUGUGGAAAAUAACGCCCCAGGAGCUUUAUUGAGCUCCCUCACCGCACACGACCCAGACCUCCAUGAAAAUCAGUAUCUAGUAUAUUUCAUAAUAGAGAAGGAAAUAGCGAACACCUCCAUGUCCAUGCUGUUCUCCAUCAAUCCAGAGAACGGGAACCUUUACGCACUGAAGACGUUUGAUUAUGAGAUAGAGAAGGAGUUCCUUUUCCACAUCGAGGCCAGAGACUCUGGCGUUCCUCCGCUCAGCAGCAACAUGACCGUUCACAUCAUUAUAAUGGACCAGAACGACAACCCACCGCUUAUAGUGUCUCCAUGGCGCGCGCACGGCUCAGUGGUGGAGGAAAAAAUCCAGAGAUCCACGGAUAAAGGAACUCUGAUAGCCAAAGUGAUCGCUAUUGACACCGACUCGGUGCACAACUCUCGCAUCACCUACCAGUUUCUCCAGAACACCGAUGCUACAUUGUUCAGCUUGGACCAGUACAACGGAGAGAUCCGGACCAUGAGGAUGUUCAGCUACAGAGACUCGCGCCACCAGCGGCUGGUGGUGAUCGCCAAGGACAACGGAGAGCCCUCGCUCUCCGCUACAGUCACCAUCAAACUGUCCACGGUGGAGGCCGCGCUGAAAACCUAUGCUGACCUGACUGAAGUGCCUUUAGAGUAUGACAUCUUUUCAGACUUGAACCUUUAUCUGGUGAUCGGACUGGGCUCGGUGUCAUUUCUCUUACUGAUCACCAUAUUGGUGACCAUCGUGCUGAAGUGUCAGAAACCGAAGCCCAGCAAAGCAGCUCCUCCCUGCAGGAACAGUGUGAUCAGUGAGAGGAACUCCACCAUCGCCGAUUCCACGCUGGUGUCCAACGAUGCCUACUGGUACAGUUUGUUUCUAGCGGAGACGAGGAAAGGGAAGCUGGUAGUUAGGCAGCCUGUGCCAAAGGGGGCGAGAUACAUCGUGUCCAGUAUACCCAGGAGUACAGGCGUGACCGAGACUAGUGACUCAGCUGCGUCCACUCUACAGGCAUCCACUACCACCAGCAGCAGUUCCUCAUGAGGCCCCCUCCCACCCCUUGUUGCUGGAGUGAUGUUGAGAAGAACCUGGCUAGAACAGUGGACCAUGCCCACCCAACACCUGCCCUUCUACCUGGCUACCUGUCUGCACCUACUUUCUGAACAUCUUACAAGGCUUCUAUUUGAUGUACACAGCAGUUACUUCCCAUUGGCUUUUCUCCUGCAUUAAUGCUGAGAAUCUCACAGACUGGAUGGAGAAAGACUUUGCUUAUGGUUGUGACUGAUAGAUGAGCUUACAUGGAGAUCAGCAAUGCUACUCCCACCCCCAGUGCACAAGCUCAUGUUCCCUCAGAACGGCCAACGUGUUUAUUUCAUUAACAUCCAUAUUAAUUCAACAUGCAUGGAUCUGCAUGGCUAAGGCUUUACUAUGGACUUUUAUUCUGCUUCUCAAUGAUCAAUAAGGAACAGGGGACAACAAAACCUUAAAAUGGACAUGGGUGGAUGCCUAAGACACAGAAAAUAAAGAACAAAAUUAAGGAAGGACAAAGAAGAGGUUGGUAUGCAGAGACUCUGGUGUUGUACUUUAGAUGAUGAACCUGAACUGUGUUUCUGCAACUUUUCUCUAAUGGAUGUUAAAUCUUUACUUCUUUGUGUUCAGUGGACUGUAUUCAUGAAAACAAUAGUAGCAAGGGAAAAAGCAUCAACUAAAACCAUUAUUGGAUAAAGGGAACUUGUUGUUUGGUGAUACUAAGUCUCUACUUGUGUGUAUUGUACCACAUCUGUGUUGCUGUUUAUACCAGUAGUUUGUUGUGUAAAUGGUAAAGAAGCUGACAAGACAUGGAGUGCCCUUAGAAACAUUCAACAAAUAUUUGUUAUAGAAGUGUUUUUAUUCGGCCUACUCAAACCAUCACGUAAGUGUACUUUUUACAUAAUUUGUAUCACAUCAUAGAAAUUAUGUCAUAUUGACCUUUGUACAUCUUUAAAAGACAACUGUAAAGUUGCAUAAAUGUCACCCAACAAUCACUCCCCUGAAGUGCUCUGCUUAGAGAGCCUUAUCUUUAAUUAUUCAGGAGAAACAUUCUGCCAGCUAAUUGUCUUUUCAGUUGAAUUAAUACUGAGUAGCUCCUUUCUCUGUACUUAUAAAGGUUCUCAGUGCAAAUGUGUUGGCCUAUGCAUUACAAUCUAUACAUAAUGAGGCUGUGUUUUGCAGCUUCAACUUCAAGACCAGGGUAAAAUUUUACAAUUCUGGUGGUAAUGAAGUACGCACAUGGAGUCAUAUCACUUCUCCUAUUCAAAGUCAAAAUUUAUGGCCCUACAAAUGAGGACCACCAACUACCCUGCAAAUAAGCACAUACUGUGUUGACAUUUAACAGAGAGUUAUGUGGGGACUGAUGCAAGUGUUUUGAUAUUGGUAAUUUUAAUCAUGUUUUCAAAUGACUAUUUUAAACAUAUUCACCUCAUCUUGUGGAUUGUGUUACUUAAAUUGUUCCUAGGCUUGUACUGCAUUAUUCCUGUACUAAGCAAAAGCAAAAUGAAAACAAUGAAAGUAACAGCCAAGUGUUGACUUUGUGAUGUUAAAUAAUUGUUUUCUUUAUACAAAAUGUUUUUGCUAUAUCCCUGGAAAUGUUCAUUUUUUUUCAAGAUAUUGAAAUGUUUAUGACUGCUCAGGCUGUUUAAAGCUUUUGCAGCUUUAUUUAGUGAUUUAUCCAGUUACUGGUUUGUGCAGGCUGUUAAAGUGCUUUUCUUUGUAUAGUACAGUUACACUAGCAGUGCAAUAUGUGGAUUGUUAUGUUUCUGUUAACCCUUAUUAUGCAGUACAUUUAUUAUGCAGCUUAUCAUUCUGCAGCUGUUUUACAUAUUCAAAAGUGUCAUAUUAUUUGUGAACAGUAAUCAGAGCUUUCUUGGUAAAAUGUGCACAGGGUUCUGAUGACUUCCUCAGGCAGGGCAAAUCAUGGGGUCAAGAGGUCAGUGUGUUUGGAGGCACAAUAUUACAGAGGGAAAUUUUUAGAGAGGUUUUAGCUUCAGACAGAGCGUUUG